UGUCAGCCUCCAGGUCCCGACCAGUGAUUGCCGGGGAUCUCUGACGAGGGGGAGAACUGUUAGUAAACAAAACAGUUCUCCUCCCUGUCGGCUUCUGCAAACUGCUUUGCAUGGCUGUGCACAGCACAGCCAGUAAAGCACACAGACACAGCCCCAUAGUAAAACACACCCAGCACUUGGUUAACCAUUUGAUCACCCCAGAUGUUAACCCCUUCCUGCCCAGUGCCAUUAGUACAGUGUCAGUGCUAUUUAUUAGCACUGAUAACUGUACUGGAGUCACUGGGGAUAUAAGUGACAGCAAGUCAAUUCCCCCCCCCCAGUGUCAGAAUGCCCGCCGCAGACCCACUAUAAGUCGUUGA
Messenger RNA from Staurois parvus, 359 nucleotides. The record is from the annotation of a GenBank genome assembly. NCBI's taxonomy places the organism in Eukaryota, Metazoa, Chordata, Amphibia, Anura, Ranidae.